AUGGUUAGAAAUCCCGAAGAUACGUUUAAUUGUUCAAAUGGACUGUGUAUAGAAUCAUCGGCAGUUUGUGACGGUCAUGCAGAUUGUUCAGACAAUUCAGACGAGACCAAAGAUUUGUGUGCUAGACAAAGAUGUCCAAGUUAUGCAUAUAGAUGUAAAUAUGGAGCUUGUGUGGAUAAAAAUGCCAAAUGUAAUGGAAAAAACGAUUGUGUUGAUGGCUCUGAUGAAAACUUACCUGAAUGUAGACAAGGUUUAAUUAACAGUACUCAACAUGUCAGUGUAUCAUCAAAAUGCCUCGAAGACCAAUACAAAUGUACAUCAGGCCAAUGUAUUGAUGGAACAUCAACUUGUGACGGAACUCGAGAUUGUAAGGACGGGUCUGAUGAAACUUCUGCGUUAUGUAAAACAGUCCGGUGCCAAAAGUAUACAUUCCAGUGUAAAUAUGGGGCUUGUGUCAGCAAAGAGAGUAAAUGUGAUGGCAUAAGGCAGUGUAUUGACGGUUCUGAUGAAGAAAGAUGUGAAAGUAAUAGCAAUAGUCCAUCUUCGAAACCAAUAACAACGGCAAGGCCUGUACAAAUUACAACAAAACCAAUAAUGCAUUCUAAUAAUACAAUGAAUUUAUGCGUUUUACCAACUGUCAAUGGCGUGAUAUAUACUUAUGAAGGUUCAACAGAAAUUAUACCUCAUGGGACAUUUAUUAAUCACCAUCUUACUGUAAUUGAAAACUGUGAAGUUGGAUAUCAUAAAGCUUAUCCUAAUGGUUUUAGAGUUUGUCAGGGAAACGGUAAAUGGAUAACGGUUUCUGAUAAAUUAUGUUUCAAAAUGUGUCCACCUUUACUAUCAGAUAGUUUAGAUAUUAAAUGUACUCUUAAUGGGAAGUAUGCUAAUUGCUCAAAUCUAUCGAUACCUGACACAAUAGCAACACCAUCAUGUAAAUCUACACAUACUGUGCCAAAUGGACAAGAAGAAACUCCACUUGAAUUACAUUGUCAGUCUAACGGAAUGUGGAACAAUCAACUAUAUAGAUGCAUUCCAUAUUGCGGUAAAGUAUACAUCAAAAACCAAGUAUUGAUCGAUAAUGGUAAGAAAGCGCUCAUUGGAACAGCACCUUGGAAUGUUGGAGUGUAUCAAUUAAAUAAAGAGAAUUCCAAUUAUGAUUUGAUAUGUGGAGGAUCAAUAAUUUCUCCGAAUUUAGUUGUUUCUGCGGCUCAUUGUUUUUGGCAAAAAGGUAUGAUAUCUAAUAGAAUAUCAGUUAAUGACGCUCUAUACAGAAUUGCUGUCGGAAAAUAUUCUAGAGAUUUUACUAUAAUUGACAAUGAAUUUACUCAAAUAUUGGAUGUAGAAAUCAUUUACCUAAAUGAUGGUUAUUACGGGCCUAAUGGGUUCCAUGCUGAAGAUAUAGCUGUUAUUGUAUUACCAAACCGAGUUUCUAUUAGUAGCGGUGUCUCACCUGUUUGUGUCGAUUGGAAUAGUAAAUAUACUAUGUCAAAUGGAGCUCAAGGAAAGAUUGUUGGUUGGGGAAAAACUGAAAAGGGUAUAUCAAGUCCCAUUUUAUUAGAAGCAUCUUUACCAUACAUCGAUCAUAGCUCAUGUCGGAGUAUGUAUAAAAAUGGAUUUGAAACAUUUGUAACUGUUGAUAAGUUUUGCGCUGGUUCUGCAUUAGGACAAGGAGUUCGUGAAGGCGAUAGUGGUGCAGGAUUAACCUUUUUACACACUAAUUCUUAUUAUUUAACUGGAGUAGUGAGUGUGAAGGACCCAAAUACAAAUAAUUCAAUUGCAGUUUUUACAGAUGUUAAGCAUCACAUUCAAUGGAUUCGUGAACUGUACAACAAACAUACAUCUUAUGCUAGUGACAAUAUAUCUAAGUCUACCAGGAUGGUAGUUACAUGAAAAUAGUUUAUUGUAAUAUUUAAAUCAAUAUUUUUAUGAAUAGAUUUUAACUUUUGUGUAACAAUUUUUAAUAGU
Molecule: messenger RNA, 1965 nt
Organism: Diuraphis noxia (Russian wheat aphid)
Lineage: Eukaryota; Metazoa; Arthropoda; Insecta; Hemiptera; Aphididae
Product: modular serine protease-like
Biological process (GO): proteolysis
Molecular function (GO): serine-type endopeptidase activity; protein binding
Source: RefSeq, a predicted model, not a curated record